Molecule: messenger RNA, 3542 nt
Organism: Dreissena polymorpha
Lineage: Eukaryota; Metazoa; Mollusca; Bivalvia; Myida; Dreissenidae
Product: von Willebrand factor D and EGF domain-containing protein-like
Exons: 14
Coding region: 223-2589 (788 amino acids)
Source: RefSeq, a predicted model, not a curated record
ACACCAGAUAUAUCUGAGCUAAAACUUAGUAUAAAUGUUAACGUGGCACGACCGAAUGGUGAAAAUGAGCUACAGUUCUACUGUGACUUUACACCGCGUGCAAACACAAAUUACUAUUACAAAGUAGUAUGGGCACUCUCGCACGGUUCAAGUUGGGUCCACCAACUCCAUCAAUCAGAACCAGUACAAUAUUUAAGUCAGGGUGAUUUUCGCCAAAACACUAUGAUGACAGAGCGACAUUUAAAGGCACCAACAUAUUUUGGAUUGGGUGUAACGAUUGCUUGUUCUAUAACUGCUAGCAUCGACCCCGCUACCCCAGAAAGCGCCCCCGUCAUUAGCCCGGAAAGGUUCUGUGGCAUAAGAGCUUUAAACAGAUCAAGCCAUGUGGCCAUUCAUAACGACAAAGGCGCUGACAUACAUUACGAGCUUACAAUUCCGUUUGGGUGUGAACAGGGCUUUGAAAGCGACUCAUUUUGCUACUUGGAUGUAAUACUGUUUAUCCCACAAUCCACUACAAACUGUAAUAAACCAGAUGCAAUACAAAGCAACAGUGAGACAAACUCAUGCGGUCUACGAUUUUACCGGUCUGAUAUCGGAAAACCAAAGAAACUAUCCGUCCAAGCUAAGUUCCCACAUCCAAACGCUUACUUAAGUCAGCAAAUGAUACUUACCUUGACUACCGUUAACUAUUUAGCUCAUCCAUUUUUCAAUGGCUACGCCGUGGAUAAAGUACAGGUCACUGUGUCGACAGACCAAGCUGUCAUAAAUAACAAAGGUUGUUACGCAGUAUGUGACCCGCAUAUGAUGUCGUUCGACGGACUAGACAAUAUACAGAUUAUGACACAACCUUGUUUCAACAAUGGACAGACACCACACUGUGUGUGUGGAGUUGCUGUCCAGGCCGGAAGUGACGUUUUCGUUAUAAGCACUUGUGCAAGGGUGCUUGACAUCAGGUUUAUACAGUGCGGUGAUGGAAUUCUCCGGGAGAAAGUAAAUGAAGUUUCAAAGACGAAAUACCGUGUUACUUUACCGAGUGGAAGCUACGUCGAUAUAAGCCUUGUUGAUUUUUUUUUAAUGAACGUGCACGUAACUCCAUCAGUAGCUGACUUUAAUAAAACUUCAGGCUUAUGUGGUUCGUUUGAUGGAAACAUAAACAACGAUCGGCUCAAAAGACCGGGUUCUACUGAUAAUGACCCAAACAGAAGCUGGAUGGUCCAAGCAAAAGAUAAUCUAUUCAACGAAAAUGUCGUUUUGUCGCAUUGGGAUGAUCAGUAUCGUUUCUGUACAUGUGACAGCCAAGAUGUUAAACCCAUAAAUACUGCUACUUGCGAUGUUGAGACAAAGAAAAUAUGCGAUGUGAAACCAGUAUUUAAAGACAGGUGUGUGGACAAAAAACGCAGGAAAAGGAGAUCAGGAAAUGGCAAAUAUAAACCGACAGACGAGGGUGAUUUCCAUCAAACUGUCAAACUCGCUUUUGUAUCAAAAUACCGGGACCAUUUUAACCAACGACAGCAUCGGUCAAUCAAGCAGUAUACCGAAGAAACUGCAAGACAAGAUUGCAUGCAGUUGCUGAACACCACAGCUUUCCAAAAGUGUUCCAAUGUGCCAGGUCUUGACUUCACAGCAACUAUAAAUAACUGCAUACUCGACGCUCAGAUAACAGGGACUAUGGAGUGGACGCUGUCCCACUUGGAAACAAUCAAAUCUAUAUGCAUUCAACAAAUAGACACUCAAAAAUUACCACCAAAGGAGGACCUUGUUGGAAUAACUGUAACCAUCAACGGAACUUCGUUUUCCAAUAUAUCGGAUGAGAAUGCCUCUUUGCCCUUAACUGUUUUUACCGAUGAGAUAUUUGAGGAAAUCCAAAGCGUUUCUUGUCCACAUGAGUGUAGCGGAUUCGGAAUCUGUGUCAACGGUUCUUGUAUAUGUGAGAAAGACCAUAUCGGAGAAGAUUGCUCUUUAGACUCGACAAGGCCUCCAGAUAUGAUCGGAAUCCCAGAUGAAGGUUUUUGCGACUUAAAAGAACGAGCUUGUAAGAAAACAUCUGUGUAUGGAGACAAUCUUAUUUUUGAAAAUCAGGUCAAAUGCAACAUUGAGCCUUUCGAGAUUAACGUACGAAAUGAUAUUUUGUCUGAAGAAAAAUACCAAGUGACAGGCGUGCCGCAGACGUUCAUGGAAGUGUCCUGCCCUCUUGAACCAAGCAAGAAACGCUCUAUAGACGGCGGUGCCGAUAUUAACGACAUCAUAGCUAGAGCUUACAAUAUUUCACUGAGUAACGAUGGUCUGAACUUUAGCGAAGAAGACACGUUCCUAGUGUACGACUCAGCUUGUGUAACAUGCAGCAAGACAUCUGGUGCUAUACGAUGUCUCAAACAGAGCGGUUUGUGCAUGACUGAUGGAGAAUGCUAUGGUCCGGGCGACAAACUUGGUUGCUACACCUGUGCUGUUUCUGGGGCUGGAUCCGCUGUCUGGCAACCAGGACCAGACUGCAGCAAACCUUCGAAUGAUCGGCCUAACUCCGGUGGUGAACAGAUAACUGCUGAAUAUACGCUUCUGUUGGCCUUUUUGGCCGUUGCCUUUGGACUUUGAUGAUGCUUCAAUCGUCUAUUCUUCUAUUGUUAUAAAACUUUCUAUUUUAUGCAUAAUGUUUACCUUUAGACGACAAAUAAUAUCAAAUACAAGUAGCAUAUUUUUAUUAGCGCCUAACAAACAUAAUAUUUCUAUCAUGUUUUCUUUCGAAAUUUUAAUUUUCCAAAUGUCAAAAUAAUUUCAAAAACAUUUAGGCUCAUUAUUUUUAACUCCAUGUGCGUGCAUUUAUUUUAUGCCACAACUAGAGCUAGGAAAAAUGAUGAAUAUGACAUGUCUUGAUAAAGUUUUUGCAAUGCUUGUCUUUGAUAUAUUUGAUUUAGCUAAACAUGUACACUGUGGUUGAUCCUAUAUACAUGUCGAAACCUCUUGUCACUGUUAUUUAUCAUGUUUUGUUUUCAAAUCACGUGUAGUAAUAGACACAAAAUAUUUCUUUACAUAGUUCUAUUUCAGUAAUGAAACGCUUCUACUUCAUAUAAUGAGUUUUUUCAUUCAUUAAUCUGUGAUCAUCGUUAGGACAUUUAUACUUUUCUAUAAUAUACAUGUGUAUGCUUAUGAACCGCUUUGCAGAUUUUGUAAUAAUGUAUUUAAAUAAAUCAUUGAGUUGAGUCAAGAAUACAAUAAAUUCAAAUGCACUUUGGCAUUUUGUUGGCUGAUCAUAAACAGUUUUAUACCCUGUAAUUUAUAGUCGCUCAGUGUGAAACACGUUACCAAUCAAAUGAUCUUAAAACUGGUCGUACAAAUCUUGAAUAUUUUGUAAUGUAUGUACUAAAUAAAUAUAAAUCAAUCGAUCUCUGUGGCGUUGCAAAUUUCCACAAAUGUAGUGAAGUAUCAAUAUAAGAUGCAACUGGUCCAAUGCACAACCUCUGGGCACUACAGUUUUAGAGAAGAUUUUAGCCAUAUAGCGAAAACAAUUAACCCAAAAGGAUAUCCAAAUUUUGACCAUAUAUUAAACC